AUGGGCUUCCGAGACAGCCUGCGUAGCCGGCCCUCUUUUGCAUUGCCACCAACACAGUUCACUCUCAGAUGUGAUAGCUCCCUCCAAGGCUGGGGUAGUGUGAUUGAAGGUUCUGACAAUCCAACUGGGGGUAGAUGGUCACCUUUUGAGGCCACUUAUCACAUCAACUACCUAGAGCUUAAAGCCAUUCAAAUGGGUUUAAUGUCACUUUGUAAUGAUUUAUAUGAGGUGCAUAUUAAGGUGUUAUCAGAUAACCAAACAGCAGUGGCUUACAUUAGAAACAUGGGAGGAACCCAUUCUCCUUCCUGUAAUCUGAUAACAAGGGAAAUACUCCUGUGGUGCAAACAAAGAAAAAUUACCAUUACAAUUUCUCAUUUGCCAGGACAUCUUAAUGUUCAGGCUGAUAAGGCUAGUAGAGAAUUUAAGGAUGAUAUUGAAUGGUCACUGGAUACAGGAGUGUUCACCAUGUUAAGUAGAAAAUGGGGACAACCUCAAAUUGACAUGUUUGCAUCUAGGCUCAACCAUAAAAUAAGCCUAUAUGUUUCUUGGAAACCAGACCCUAUGUUUGAUAGGAAGAGUCCUACAGAAAAUUCAAAUGAGUCAAACCUCAGCAAUAAUCGUGGUUCCAAAGUGGGAGACACAAUACUGGUACCCAUUGUUGUUGAAAAUGUUGGAACAGCCUCCAAUUCAGAUACCUGUACCUCAGUACACUUUGACAUUGGUCCACGAUCCAUCGAAAGUACAUCCAUUAUACCCCAAAUUGAAACUACUUGGGUGUCUUGUGUCAGGAAAAUGCUCCAAGAACAAGGCAUUAAUGGACAAUCUCUAGAGAUAAUUCUUGAUUCAUGGAGAAAAGGAACUAAAAAACAAUACUCUACCUAUAUUACCCAAUGGGCAUCAUACUGUAGACAAAACAAGGUCAGUUUAACAAAACCUAGUCUGCCUCAGGUAUUGGGUUUUCUUGCAGCCCAAUCUGCAAGGCUAGGAUACAGUGCUGUUGCCUCAACAAGAAGUGCAUUAUCUUCUUUUAUCAAGUUAGAUGGAGUUAAUUUGGGCGAACACCCCUUAGUUAGCAGAUUUAUGACUGGCCUGUUUAACAGAAAACCAGCUCUGCCACGUUAUGUAGAGACUUGGAACCCUCAAAUUGUCCUGGAUAACAUUAGAAGCUUACCUGAUAACUCUCUCUUGUCAUUGAAACAGCUGACAAUGAAGCUUACUGUGCUUAUGGCACUUGUAACAGCACAAAGGACACAAACUUUGAAAGCUUUGUCAUUAGAUGGAAUUGUUUGUUCAGAAGAUCAAUACUCCUUCACAGUGCUGGAUGUACUAAAGCAGACAUCACGGCAUGGAGGACAAAAUAGACAUCUAGCACCAGUAGUCUUCAAAAAAUUCCCUAAUGACACUAAAUUAUGUCCUUUUAAUUGA
Actinia tenebrosa (Australian red waratah sea anemone) is the source of this 1425-nucleotide messenger RNA. RefSeq lists its product as uncharacterized. The record is from RefSeq and is a predicted model, not a curated record. NCBI's taxonomy places the organism in Eukaryota, Metazoa, Cnidaria, Anthozoa, Actiniaria, Actiniidae.